Messenger RNA from Nelumbo nucifera (sacred lotus), 1853 nucleotides. RefSeq names its product pectinesterase-like. Gene Ontology annotation, biological process: cell wall modification. Lineage: Eukaryota; Viridiplantae; Streptophyta; Magnoliopsida; Proteales; Nelumbonaceae. Gene Ontology annotation, molecular function: pectinesterase activity; enzyme inhibitor activity. The record is from RefSeq and is a predicted model, not a curated record.
ACUUCCUGUUCCUGACACUCCCCCCACACAAACAUCUACUGGAAGAAUGUUCGGCAUUAAUGAUCUCUUCGCCCGAGCGUCAGAUUCCGACAAGUGCAUUUGCAAAAACAAGAGACCCCUAUUAGUCCUGCUUGCUUCCUUCCUACUAGUUGUUACCGUUAUUGGCGUCAUCGCCAGGGUGACCACGCACAAGAACUCCAGUAGCGACAACGGUUCCUUGGCUCACGCCAUCCUCAAAUCCUCGUGCCGUAGCACACUAUAUCCAGACCUAUGCUACUCCGCAAUCGCCACUGUUCCCGGUGCGAUGGACAACCUUUCUACCCAGAAGGACAUAAUUGAGAUGUCCUUGAACAUCACAACCACCGCUGUCGAACACAACUACUUCACCAUAGAGAAGAUCAUCGGUAGCAAGAAUCUGACGAAGCGAGAGAAGACGGCACUGCACGAUUGUUUGGAAAUGGUGGACGAGACCCUGGAUGAGCUCCACAAGACCGCCGACGACCUGAAAGACUACCCCAGUAGCAAGAAGUCGAUAUUCCAGCAUGCAGACGACCUCAAGAUUCUUGUCAGUGCGGCCAUGACGAACCAGGAAUCGUGCAUAGACGGAUUCUCGCACGAUAACGCCGAUAAGGAUGUGAGGAAAAAACUACUGGCGGGUCAGGAACACGUGUACCGCAUGUGCAGUAACGCACUGGCCAUGAUCAAGAACAUGACGGACACGGACAUGGCGCAGGAGCAGUACAAGGCGAAACGUCGAGUGGAGGAGAGCAGCGAAGAGUUUCCAGCGUGGUUGUCGUGGGGGGAUAGAAAGCUUCUGCAAGCAUCAAUGUUGGUACCGGAUGUGACGGUGGCGGCGGAUGGGAGCGGGCAUUAUACGACAGUGUCGGAAGCGGUGGCAGCGGCACCGGAGAAGAGCCAUAAGAGGUAUAUAAUACGGAUAAAGGCGGGAGUUUACAGAGAAAAUGUCAAUGUACCAAAGAAGAAGACGAAUAUAAUGAUGGUGGGAGACGGGAGGAUAAACACAAUUAUCACAGGGAGACGCAGCGUUGUUGAUGGGAGCACCACCUUCCGCUCUGCCAGUGUUGCUGCGGUGGGAGAAGGGUUCUUGGCUCGGGAUAUAACGUUCCAAAACACGGCCGGACCGUCCAAGGACCAAGCGGUGGCACUCCGUGUGGGGUCUGACAAAUCAGCAUUCUACCGAUGCAACAUAAUAGCCUACCAAGAUACACUAUACGUACAUUCUCUUCGUCAAUUCUACGUGGAUAGCUUGAUCGUAGGCACCGUGGAUUUCAUCUUUGGCAAUGCCGCGGCCAUCUUUCAGAACUGUGAUAUUCAUGCCCGUCGACCCAACCGCGGACAGAAGAACAUGGUGACGGCCCAGGGACGGGACGAUCCAAACCAGAAUACGGGAAUCAUUAUCCAGAAGUGCAGGAUAGGUGCAACCUCGGAUUUAAAACCCGUCAAGCGUAGUUUCCCCACAUAUCUGGGAAGACCGUGGAAAGAAUAUUCCAGGACCGUCAUCAUGCAGUCAUUCAUCACCGAUGUCAUCCAUCCAGAAGGAUGGCACGCCUGGAACGGGAAUUUCGCACUCAACACCUUGUAUUAUGGAGAGUACCGGAACACGGGAGCUGGCGCAGCAACAGCAAAGAGGGUUAAGUGGAAGGGGUACAAGGUGAUAACGAGUGCUACGGUGGCUCAGCAGUUUACAGUUAAGAAUUUUAUCUUGGGCGAUCAUUGGUUGGGAUCCACUGGCUUUCCCUUCUCCGCCGGUCUCUGAUGGCUUUUCCAUGUUUCUUUUGCACUUCCAACACUAAGUAUAAAACAAGUGUGCGGGUCAUUUAAACUUCAUUAUU